AUGCGCCCCUGUACCGCCUCCUCAUGCUGCUGCCAGGCCCGUAAUCUGCCAUGGGCCCCCGUACCGACUCCUCAUGCUGCUGCCAGGCCCGUUAAUCUGUCAUGGGCCCCUGUACCGCUCCUCAUGCUGCUGCCAGGUCCUGAGUGUGUCAUGGGUCCCUGGUACGGCCUCCCAUUGCUGCUGUCUCUAUCGCCACACUCUGCCAUGUGCCACUUUCAGGUCUCUCACACUGCUGGUGUGGUUUCCAUUUUUGUCAUAGGGUGCUGUAUGGCCUCCCAUUGCUGCUGCCUCACCGCCACACUGUGGCUCCACACUCUGGUUUUGGCCCCGUGACUGCCCAAAUGAUGUGAAGUGUGCGGUGAUUCUAAGAUCGACGGCACUCAUCUGCAUGUCAUACUGACUGACAGUAUUAUUUCUCUUCCCCAGCAGACUCCAAGGGCAUUUAAAUUAAAGGUACAGUGUUCUGCACUAAUAUAA
Molecule: messenger RNA, 477 nt
Organism: Staurois parvus
Lineage: Eukaryota; Metazoa; Chordata; Amphibia; Anura; Ranidae
Source: the annotation of a GenBank genome assembly